UUCCUCCAUGCCACGCCAUGUCGUGCCCGCUAUUUCCACAGAAUGGAGAUUCUGAGAAGCAUCUUUCUUUGCCCGCGUCGCGCCCUUCCACAAUCGGAUCUAAGUGAUUUGGAAGAUGGCUUGGGGCCAAUCAACACCAGCCUGCGUACGGAGCACAAUGGCAUGCCGUUUCGUGGCAAGGCCAAAAAGGCCGAGGACACCAUCGCAGGCGACGGCUCUGAAGACCCACUUGAGCCCGAAGUGGCAACGUUGGGUCAGGAGAAUGUUGCGGAGAUGCAAAGCAUUUUGCUGCAACUUCAGUCAACGGAGGAUUUAGAUCAGAUGCAACAGGACGCACUUGACCUGGCCCGAGGCGAAGUGGACGUCUUGGGGAGAGUUUGGGAAAGUCAAAGGAUGAUUUUAAUGAAGAAAGGCAUUGAUUCUGCCAAGACAAUGCUGCACACAAAGUUGCAGGAGCUUUUCAAGCAAUGGCGCUGGAAGGCUGCGGACGCCACGUCCAAGGAGGAGCUGGAGGCGCUUUUGGAAGCACCUGGGCAGAAAGAUUUGUUGAACACUGCGACAGCUUCUGCCAUCCAGGAACUUCUGGAAGUGACUGAGAAGUGCCAGAAACACUUGAAGCAACGCAUAGAGCUGGAAAGCUGCUUGCAAUGUGCGGACUUUGACCGCUGUCGGGUUAAGACACUGUUGGAAGUCGAGGGCGCUUUGAAAGGCCGCGUGCUGCUGGAGUUCAAGCUCCGAAGAGCUCUUGGCAUGCCACUGACCAUCACAAAGCACGCCUUCGAAUUUGCCAACGUCAAAGAACCGGAGCUCCGCAUCCAGGAGCAUUCGUCCUUUGGUGAGCGAACCAUUCCCUCGCACCUGUCGUCCUUUGGACUCUGAGUCGUUG
Messenger RNA from Cladocopium goreaui, 886 nucleotides. The record is from the annotation of a GenBank genome assembly. NCBI's taxonomy places the organism in Eukaryota, Dinophyceae, Suessiales, Symbiodiniaceae.